Molecule: messenger RNA, 1557 nt
Organism: Sorghum bicolor (sorghum)
Lineage: Eukaryota; Viridiplantae; Streptophyta; Magnoliopsida; Poales; Poaceae
Product: protein trichome birefringence-like 13
Exons: 6
Coding region: 67-1290 (407 amino acids)
Cellular component (GO): Golgi apparatus
Molecular function (GO): O-acetyltransferase activity
Source: RefSeq, a predicted model, not a curated record
CCCACCGCGCAAAGCACGAGAUCUGCUUCGCUCGCCCAACCUCGCCCUCCGCCGGGCCGCUCCCCCAUGCCACCGCCGACGAGGAGCCCGACCACGGGGCCUCGGCGGCGCGCCCUCGUGCUCACUCUCCUCCUGCUUCCCCUUCUGCUGCUCCUCCUCCACCUCACCUCCUCGCGCUCGCGUCGGCCCCUCCUCCCCGCGCCCCGCAAGCCCUCCUCCCGGUCCCAGGCCUGCGACUACUCCGCCGGCGAGUGGGUGCGCGACCCCGUCGCGGGCUCCUCGCUCCGCUACGACCACACCUGCAAGGAGAUCUUCAAGGGCUGGAACUGCAUCGCCAAUGGCAAGACCAACGCCCGCGACCUGCUAGGCUGGCGGUGGGCGCCCGCUGGGCCCGGAUGCGAGCUCCCUCGCCUCGACCCGCGCCGGUUCCUGGAGCGCCACAGGCACACCAGUAUCGGAUUUGUGGGUGAUUCGUUGAACCGCAACAUGUUUGCCUCAUUAGUCUGCAUGCUGAGGGGAGUCAGUGGUGAGGUUCGCAAAUGGCGUCCUGCAGGGGCAGACCGUGGAUUCACCUUCCUGAGCUAUAACCUCACCGUGGCAUACCACAGGACAAAUCUCUUGGUACGCUAUGGUAGAUGGUCAGCAAAUCCAAAUGGAGGCACUCUAGAAUCUCUUGGAUAUAAGCAAGGUUACAGAGUUGAUGUGGAUAUUCCUGAUCAAACAUGGGUAGAGGCAUGUAGCUUCCAUGAUGUUCUUAUUUUCAACACUGGGCAUUGGUGGUGGGCACCCUCGAAAUUUGAUCCAAUACGGUCACCAAUGCUUUUCUUUGAGAAGGGGAAGCCGAUUGUUCCUCCUUUACUGCCACCUGCUGGACUGGAUUUGGUUCUACAAAACAUGAUAACGUAUGUGAACAAAGCAAUGAGACCAAACACAGUGAAAUUCUUCCGCACUCAAUCUCCUAGACAUUUUGAAGGUGGUGACUGGAAUGAAGGUGGAUCUUGCCAACGCAACCUGCCCUUAUCGUCAGAAGAGGUGGAAGAUUUUUUCUCUUUGGACAAUAACAGCACCAAUGUAGAAACACGCUUGGUAAACCAACACUUGGUGAAGGCUCUUGAACAGUCAAGUUUCAGAGUUCUGGACAUCACUCGCAUGAGUGAAUUCAGAGCUGAUGCUCACCCUUCAACAACUGGCGGGAAAAAACACGAUGAUUGCAUGCAUUGGUGUUUGCCAGGACCAACGGACACAUGGAACGAUUUGCUAGCUUUGAGCCUUGAAGCAGUUGAGAGCUAGUCUGAGAAAUAAAACUCAAGAGCUCACCUGAGGAAUUAUCCCUAACUUCAUUUUUUUUUCCGGAAUAUGAGUAUGAAGUAUGAAUCCACUGGCAGAAUAGAGUUUUUGCUGGAAGCUGGUUUUAGGGCUUUUGCUGCAGCUUGUUAAAUAUAGAGGGGAGCAUUUUCCCCACUUGUAUUCUUGACCCUGUAUAUUUUAACAUCACUGUAGAGUUCCACUGACGAUAUACAAUGCUAUAUUCGAAGAGUCCAUUUUGUAUGUUUGAAA